Messenger RNA from Oppiella nova, 246 nucleotides. Lineage: Eukaryota; Metazoa; Arthropoda; Arachnida; Sarcoptiformes; Oppiidae. The record is from the annotation of a GenBank genome assembly.
AUGAAUCAAAUAAAUCGUAUUAAUUACUGUUGUUUGCUAUUCAUAUGCAUUGCAUUCAAUGCUGGAUACGUGUUAUGCGGCUAUGAGUUAGUGGACGGUAGUGUCAUAAACGCCUGGCCUAUGAUAUUAUGUGAAUCAUCAGGUGCUAUGGACAGCACCGUCUCGUCAAUACAGGUGUUGAAUAUAAUCCAAUUUCAAGGGCAUGUCAUACGAGACUUCAGGUGCGAUCAACAGCACCGACUGUAA